Hippoglossus stenolepis (Pacific halibut) is the source of this 9081-nucleotide messenger RNA. RefSeq names its product RNA binding motif, single stranded interacting protein (gene rbms3). The transcript is spliced from 14 exons. The coding region runs from base 1202 to 2452 and encodes 416 amino acids. Gene Ontology annotation, molecular function: mRNA 3'-UTR binding; poly(U) RNA binding; poly(A) binding. Gene Ontology annotation, cellular component: nucleus; ribonucleoprotein complex; cytosol. Lineage: Eukaryota; Metazoa; Chordata; Actinopteri; Pleuronectiformes; Pleuronectidae. The record is from RefSeq and is a predicted model, not a curated record.
AAGCACACGCACAAGAGCGAGCGAGCGAGCGAGAGAGAGAGAGAGAGAGCAACUGUGUGACAGAGGGAAAGAGAAUGAGGCAAGCUGCUUAGAGGAGUGAGAGAGCCAAGGAAGAAAUAAGGAACACAUUUUACAAGAGCAGGAAGAGGGAGGAUCGCAGACGAGGGACUCCUUCUCCACUGGACACCUGGGACACUGUCACUGUGGCUUUUUUUUCACUCGUCUUCUAACUGGAACCCAGUGGAUUGACUAACCGACCGGUGGAUUUCUUUUUAAUACACGCGUCUGCCACAUCCUUCAGAAACUAGGAUCUUUCCUCUGUGCGCUCUGUCCUCUUGCUGUAGCUCGACCGACCACAUCUCUCCCACAGACUGAGAUUUGCUUCCCGUGCCGGGCUCAUAUUCUCUCGUGUUGCGAUUCCGCUCCGUGCACAAAGUGCAUCUGUCGGCAACCGGUGCUGAGGAUAUCUCCCCUCUCUGUCAAACAGGACGGCACGCAGCCACUGUCGGAUCAGACUACACAGGAGAGAGAGAGAAGAGAGAGAGAGAGAGAGGGAGAGUGUGUGUAUGUAAGAGAGGGACAGAGAGAGAGAGGGGCAGUGAGAGCGAGUCAGAUUCACAGUGUGGUUCAGAGAGAGGCAGAUUAAAGCCCAGGCAACAACAAAAAAAGACUGGAGUGAAGCAGCUUAAAUAGAGAAGUGAACCUACACGUCCUCUUCCCGUUUUCCUUGCCAUCCCUCUCCUCCUCCUCUCCUCCUCCUCUUCCUCUCCCAUUCUCCAACAUUUUACAGGACUGCCAGAUCUACUGCCACCUGCACCGCUUCUCUUUCCUCCUCUUCCUCUACCUCACCCUCGCCACACGUUACAAUCCGACACCGGCCGCUCACAGAGACGCUGCGCCCGGUCCCGUAGCACUUGUGGAAAUAUUUCAAUUGAUCCAGCAGUGAGAGACUGAGCGAGCAUCCGCCCCGGCGCCGAGGCUUCCCGGACCGUUCACCAGGACCAUCGCCACGCUGUUGUCCCCCGCUCCCCACGCAGACCCUGCCUUCUCCCUGGAGGACCGGCUAGCGACACAGUGGUGCGGACAGCGAAGACAGGAAUCGCUCAGCCUCCUCCGCUGCCUCCAUCCCAUUUGCUCGCAAUUUGGCAACCCCCAACCCGGUGUCACCAUUCCCUGCCUCUGUGCUAAGGAUUCCAGCUACAUGGGCAAGCGAUUGGAGCAGCAGCCAAUGUACCCUCAGUACACCUACUACUACCCCCACUAUCUCCAGACCAAGCAGCCCUAUGCUCCACCCCCUCAUCCGAUGGCUCCUCCCAGCCCCAGCACCAACAGCUGCAGCCACGGAGGGGCGGAGCAGCUGAGCAAGACCAACCUUUAUAUCCGAGGCCUGCCACCCGGGACCACCGACCAGGACCUCAUCAAACUCUGCCAACCGUACGGAAAAAUAGUGUCAACCAAGGCCAUUCUGGAUAAGAACACCAACCAGUGCAAAGGCUAUGGCUUUGUGGAUUUUGACAGCCCAGCUGCGGCACAGAAGGCCGUGUCGUCUCUCAAAGCCACUGGGGUGCAGGCCCAAAUGGCCAAGCAACAGGAGCAAGACCCCACCAAUCUGUACAUCUCCAACCUGCCGGUUUCUAUGGACGAGCAGGAGCUGGAGAACAUGCUGAAGCCCCUGGGCCACGUCAUCUCCACGAGGAUACUGAGGGACGCCAACGGGGUCAGCAGAGGAGUUGGUUUUGCCAGGAUGGAGUCCACAGAGAAGUGUGAAGUAGUGAUACAGCAUUUCAAUGGAAAAUACCUGAAAACCCCGCCAGGCAUCCCAGCUCCCAUAGAGCCUUUGCUGUGCAAAUUUGCAGACGGAGGGCAGAAGAAACGCCAGAGCCAGAGCAAGUACCCUCAGAACGGGAGGCCGUGGCACAGGGAUGGCGAGACUGGCAUGGCGUUAACAUACGAUCCCACUGCGAUGCAGAACGGGUUCUACUCCUCGCCUUACAGCAUCGCCACCAACCGCAUGAUCGCACAGACCUCCAUCACGCCCUUCAUCGCUGCUUCCCCCGUUUCCACAUAUCAGGUCCAGAGUACGUCAUGGAUGCCUCAUCAACAAUAUGUUAUGCAACCUACAGGUGCAGUGAUCACGCCAGGCAUGGACCACACUAUGUCCAUGCAGCCUGCCAGCAUGAUGGGCCCUCUCGCCCAGCAGAUGAACCAUCUGUCCCUGGGCACUACAGGAAGUUACAUGACUGCUGCAGCCGCCGCGGCGCCUAUGCAAGGGACCUACAUUCCCCAGUACACUCCUGUGCCUCCAACCGCCGUCCCUGUCGAAGGAGUGGUGACGGACGCCUCCCCCCAGUCUGUGGCUCCCUCAUCACAGGAGGUGGCAGGCCAGCAGCAACAGAUGCAGGUGGACAGUGGUGCCGACCAUGUUCCUGCUUACUCAUACCAGUCCAAAUAGCAACGGCCUGAGCGAAUGUUCCUGUGACAGCGUUGCCUUGAGACAGAAGGUGGCUGCACUGUGAAUGUGAGGAAAAAGAGAAUAGAAAGAGAUUGCUUCCAGAUUGCCCAGGCACCAAAAAAGAGACAAUUUUUUCAUUUCCUACCUGGCCUACGAGAAAAAAAAAAGAAAAAAGAAUGAAAGAAAGAAAAAACACACACACGAGAAAGGAGGCGAAGUGCUGAGUGAGGGGAUGGAGAGAAAAAAAAUUGCAGGGGCACAGUGCAAAGAAGUGAAAUUGUUUAGUCUGGGAACCUGCCUGAGGGGCUGGGCUGAAGCUUGAAAAGUUUCUCAAAGAAAAUUCUCUACUACCAAUAAAAAAAAGAACAAAAAAAAAGGGUUGAAUGCGCAGGUAGGUGAUGAAGUUUAUUUUGUAAUUGGAAGAGGGGGAGUCAAGUUUGAGAUACACACAGAGAUUGUCUUCCUCAGAUAUUAAGCUACAGUUUCUUUUCACUCUUUUUUAUGUUCUAGUGUUAAAUUUUAGUUUUCUAGAUAUAUUUGAAAACAAAAGUGUUUUUUCUUUCUUGAAUCUUCAUGGCCUUAAUUUGAAGGGCGCCAGAAAACUUUUUACGGAGUUCAACUCUGACGUCUGGUUUAGGGAAAAAGAUUUAAAAAAAACGACAAAAAAAAAAAAUACAAGGCAAACGGGAUCAGUGUCUCGCGCCAUGUGGAGGGAGCGAGACACUGGGCGAGCUGCCGUUAGGAGGAGGUAAAAAAAAGAAUCUAUCACAUAAGCUGUACAGAUUUAAUAGAGAAGAGCUUUUUUUCUUUUCUUCAUUAGAAGAAAACUUUGAUAAUUAUUAUGUCAGAGGUAACUAAGUGUCAGAAGAAAAACAAAGUGUCUGUUUGGGGGGGAAAAAGACUCGAGGUGGGGGUGGGGGGGGGGGAGAUGAAGCUCUGAAGAGAUUUUUCAACACACGAGGAUAAAAAAAUGAAAACAUAAGAAAACACGCUGCACUGUGGACGCAGUCUGUUGCAAAAUGCUGAACUUUUGUUUUUAUUAUCAUGAUUAUUAUUUUACAUGGCGAAACGUUGCUGUCGACGACAUUAGUGCUUUUUAAUCUGCCACAUUUUACCCUUUUUUAUGAGCUUUAAAGAUGUUUUUAGCCCGCUUUGCUUGUCACACUGCGAAAAAAGAAAAGAGAGGAGAAAAAAAAAAGAAGAAGAAAACUUGAAAAAAAUAAAAUAAAAAACCAAAAAAAAGUACAAAAAACUACGAAAAAUAUUUCUGGCAGUGAAAUAAAAACAGUAGAUUCAGUAGGAGCUUAAACGGUUUAAACCAAUCAGUGCAAAAGCAAUAGAAGAAAUUGUUGACAAUUUCUGUAGUCUUUCCUAGUUGUGGAUCAAAUGCAGCCCGUGGAUGGCCAUUUUUAUACCAAAGAUGAAGAGACACUCUGAAGCAGAGUUUUUUUUUUUUGUUGGUUUUUGUUUUGUUUCUUUCCUUUUCAUUUCCAGUUUGAUUUUGUUGUUGUUGAUGUUGAUGUUGUUGCUGAUGUUAAUGUUGAUAUUGUUGUUGUUGUUGUUGCUGUUGUCGUUGUUUUUUUUGUUUUUUUUUAUUUGACCUUGAUGGCCGGACCAGUCCUUACUAUCCUUCUUCUUUACAUCUUCUCACCGGGUUUAAGCUAAUGUUCCACGGUUGUCCAAGCUAUCACCACACACACACACACACACACACACACAUGCAGUAUGUUCACACACGUGCACACACUUACACACUCAUACACACCCAUCAGACAGUAUUUAAAUGUGUGAUACAACCGUUGGCAGCCCUACCAAACAUCCUUUUCCUCCAACUCCUCUUCUCGUCUUUUCAUUUCUUUAUGUCUUGUCACUUUUACGCUGCGUUCACACACCGUGGGUGCAUUCCGCUUGUCUCUCUCACACACACACACACACACACACACACUCUUUCUCUCUCAGAUCCUGCAGGGAAAACCUUAGGAAACAUUUUCUGGGAGAACGUCGCUCGCUACACUCCACGUGGUCGUCAGUGCAUCGCUUCCGGCUUUGUCCUCUCAGUGACGUCUGUCCUCAGUCUCUCUUUAUCUCUUUGACUCAACCGUAACUAACUCAACAUACUGAGCGUCAGUGUUGAACUGGGAAUCUCCCUGCUGCUGUUUGACCUCAUUUCAAUCUCCGCAGUCAUCACCAAACCCAGGUCGUGUUUUUCACUUAUUUAUCUGCUCACAUUUCCAGACGAGUGGUGUUUGCUGCAUGUUUCGCUCCAGGAUAAUCACAAACACAGGCUUUAGCAAUGAUUGCAUAAACUUUACGGCACCUAAUGGCCCUGCUAACAUGUUUAUGGCAUUAAAGCAACUGCUUUAGGAGGAAAUGUUCGACAAGGAUCUCAAAGCAACUAAAAGAUUGAUAUCACAGUUAUGUCUGGAGCAGCUGCUGGUUUUCUAAUCUUAGCACAAAGACUGGGAAUUUCCUUGUACCUGGUUUGUUUAGUUCAAACAAACCCCAUUGUAAAACGACCCUAUUUGGUUUUGCGUGUUUGGAUAUUUCUUGGCCGGCGACGUCUUGUCAUCUUCUCGUCUUUGUGACGUUGAUAGAAAACCAGCAGAGACUCCGGCAGGUUUCAUCUAAAACCCAGGAAACUUUGCUUUGCCUUCGCUCUGUGUCGAAAAGAAGUUUGUUUAAGGGUGGGCACCUGUGGGAGCUGAGGAGGCUCCUCACCAGCCAUAACAACAUGUUGAUGGCAGCCCCCCCACCACCACCACUGAGUGUCAGUUACGCCCCUGGUUGUCCCAAUUUGUUGCACAAACAACCCCCGACCCAUCUCAUCUGGUCUUUACAUCCCGGAGCUGUGCGAGAUUUUCGCCGGCUUCAUCCGAGGAUUGACCCUGAAGAAAUUGCCUGUGGGGGGCAGCGGCCAUUUCUGCCCCGAUUACAGCAGUGUGUGUGUGUGUGUGUGUGUCAGGAGCAGUGUGUGUCCGGCCCUGCCCCGACUGUAGCGCUCCGGCACUAAAAAGGCCCCCGUUUUCUCCCUGCCUCACUGGCACCAUUAAUGUGCCAUGGCCAGGCCGGGCUCCUUUGCUCUCAUUUUCCCUCGCUGUCAUUCCCUCGCUCUCGCUCUCUCUCGUUCUCUCUCGCUCUCUCUCUGAGGUUUCUUCUCUUUAUUGGAUGGUGCAGAAGCAGAACCACAAACCAAUUUCAGUCACUCUCGCAAUGAGGCUUGACGGGGCCCAAUUUGUCUCCCUGCGGGGCAAUAGGAUCCACUCCAGUGUCCCUCAAAAGACCCUUUUCUUCCCAACAGAGAAGGGGCUUUUUGUUUGGUGACGAUUGUAAUUGAGCUCCUGUCGUUAAUGCGACUCAUUCAGACCUAAAAGUCCGGCGCUGGGUUGUUUGACAAGAUGGCAAAGUCGUGUGGCGACGCUUGUUCGCAACAAAUCAAAUUGUACAUCGAGUGCCUUUUCAACAAAGCUUCCAAAUGAUUCCAAAUGAUCAACGUGAUGGUUUAAAAACAGCAAAGCACAUAGGAGAGCUUGAUAAAAACGUGCUAAUUAGAUGCUACACAAUAUCCAAGCUGCUCCAUGGUGCUAAAGAGGAAGCGGUCUCGGGCUUGUAUCUGCUGAUCGUUCAGGCCACCUCUCCACAUGACCACACACAAAACCAACAGGGAUACGGGUUCCUGUUCUCCUACGUGGUUUUUCCUUUUCCUCAGCAACACUGUAAACACCUGCUGCACGUUCACGUCUUCCACCCGCCGGCCGAGGUCAAAAGCCAAGCGCGCCAUUUCAAGCGGCCUCUCAGUGAUCGUUCAGCCGUUUAUUGUCCAAUCAAAUCAACACCUGCCCUUUUCGUUUAAUCUGAUCUGGCGCUCAACAUCUGCUUUCACUCUGCCUCCAGGCUAUGGUUUGCUCUUAUCUCCUGAUGAAUACGUCUCUGCCACAUUACAGUCUUUAGCAGCCAGCAGCUGACAAAUGUCGGGGGUGCCGAGCUCCCCGGACGUGCCCACACUGCUCGUCUGCUCGUCGAUGCAUGAACUCAUUGUUUGUUAAUCAUCGUUAAGUGUCCCGAUUAAACGACAGCGCUGCUACACGAUAACUUCACCAGUUUUAAGCUAGUGUGUGUGUGUGUGUGUGUCUGUGUGUGUUAGUCAGUGUGCGUGCUAACAGUUCAACUCCUAGCGAGGUUAUGAAUACGGCGAUAAUAACCCAAGUUCUCCAGACUUUUACGGCUGCUGUUUUAUAGAGUGCAGAAGACAUUUUUGGAACUUAAUAGGACUCGUAAUGCAGGGGUUGCACAUCGGGGAACAGAGCGUCCUGCGAAUGGCCUGAGAUUCAGCCGUAAUGGCAUCACGGGAAAUAGGAUUACAAAUAGUCAUGAGAUUACAGGAAAAAAAACGCACAACAAAGACUAUCAGCUCUAAGUGCUUCUCUGAGUGUUUGCUUUGGGUGCACGGUACUAAUAUUUCACGGAGAUCUGAGAGAUAACCAGACUGAACAAACAAAAAAUGGCUUCUUCUUAAUAGCACAAUGGCAUAAUGCUCCUGUGCAGAAUACCAAUACCUUUGUGCAAGUGCACGAGAGGCAUGCCUGCAAUUUUAAGGAGGCUUUAGCAGAAACGCUGCGCUCCCAGUCAGCCCAUGUGUCAGCACAAACCAGAAGCCAGCUGCGCCAAGGGAGAAACAGUGUGUGUGUGUGUGUGCAUGUGUGUGUGGUGGAGGCAUAACUCAUGUUGUGAGGACUUCAAUUUUUACACAGUCAAAUUAUGGGGACUAGAGGCCAGACUCCAUCACUUAAAUCCUUCAUUUUUAAGGUGAAGACAUGUUUAAAGGUUAAGGUUAAGUCGAGUAGAAGCUAUGGUUACAUGUGCGUGUGCAUGUGAGAGAAAGAGGGGGUCAUUAGAUGAUGUUGCCGGGUUAAGAUGGUCACAUCCUGGAGUUUCUCCAUCUUCCUGCAGCGCUACGUCCCUGCUGCAGAAUUCCAGGAGGUGACGAGCUUGACCUCUCGCUAAUUAGCAGCACACCCUCUUCCUGUCUUGCACCAUCACACGCAGGGAGAAUCCUUUCCGUCUGUUCUAACCCGUCACUCAUCCUUUUCCACCUUUUCCUUAUGUGUUUUGUAGAGAUCCAGAGGCUCACUUCGCCUCAUUUGCAACACAAAAGCCAUAAUUAGCAUCACGACAUCGACAUAGUUAAUUUGACGUGUUUUCGAUAAAUGACACAUACGCAACACUGAGCGCGGGAGAGGAUUUACAUUUGACUCUUACACCAGCAAAAGGCGCUGUCGCAGUGUUUGUUCAUAACCUUUGUGAAACGGCGUCCUGGAUUAAAGGUCAAAUUGCCGUCAUCUCACUCCGUGGGGACGUCGUUCAUAUUGCUGAGUAAACAUGAAACACGCUGGUGCUCAGGAUGAUCUUCUUUUGCUGCCGUGAUCCCAGAGAGUAAAGUUUAUGCAAUCAUGUCAUUAGAGUUUAAAAUGUAGUGAGAAGCAUCGUAUUUUGUGGUCGAACAUUUAUCUGGAAAUCUUGACGCAGAGAGAAGGAAGCCUCUCACACACUCUACAAGGUAAAUCAGAUAUUCUGUGAGUUCACCUCCUCUCAGAUACCUGAUAAAUACAGAUCUCGAGAUUGAACCGUCAUCCUGGUUUUCCCCCGGUGUCGGUCUUUCAAGGCGAGGUGCUCACUUAACUGCCUUUUUAAAAGAAAAGAAAAGAAAAACCCGUUUUCUCGAUGCAUCCCUUACUGUUCCAGAACAGUCACUGCCUCCAUCUUUGCAUCUGACGUGCACGUACGUGUCGUGGCCUCCGCGGCGUCACACGGGUUCGACUCAUCAGACGCGUUACAUGUCAAACUCCACACACACAGUCUGGCUGCGAGGCUCUCUGCAGAUUCAUCCUUGACUGGAGCCGUCUGACAUUGAUUCUCGUGCGUUAAGGAAAACAGUAGUUCAGAGUUACUCUCGCAUCUUGUCUCUCACAGCGAAGGAGAACCGGAGCUCAAUAACUCAUCACACACACACACACACCCACUCUUCACACACAUAAUGCAGUGGGAAGAUUGCUCAAACUAGCCCCCCACCACAAGAGCGAGGCCCCUGUGCUUUUUAAUUGAUGCUUCGGUCCACCUUUGAUGAGAGCUAUCGAUUGGCCACACAACCCCAGGAGUGCAGCCAGCCAGCGUGGAGUUCAUACAGCUCCCUGAGAAAAUCACAACCGUCCGAACGAGGAAAUGGCCGACCAAAUUGUUAAAGAGCCGGCCAGCACGGAGAGUGUGUUUGGCACGGGACUCGUUUACUGGACAAAUAGAGGAACUAUUUAUUAGGACAGCAGAGCGGUUUUUAAUUUGUGUUUUUGUUUUUGUUUCGAUUUCUCUCUUUUUCCGUUGUUUCCGUUCCCUUUUUUUUUUUUUCACUUUCUCUUUGUGUCGGCGCGAGGAGGACGUGGUCAUGCCUCGCACACGCUGCUCAGUGUGUGUGAUCUUUGAGAAACUAUCUGUACAUCUGUGGAUGUUAAGAUUCGACUUGGGUUUUAUGAGUUGUUGUUUUAUUUCUCUCACUCUCUCUCUCUCUCUCUUUCUCUCCCUCUCUCUCUCUCUCUCUCUCUGAUGAAGCUUUCAAUAAAAAAAAUUUGUGGAAAAAAGCA